ACAAGUUAUGGUAAAAUGAUGAGGGAGACUUAUGGACAAGAUAAGCAAAAGUAAUCUUGCCUUUGUCAUAUAUCUUGAAUCAAUUCUGUUUCUUGGGUUUCUGCAGCAGACUGGAAGCAUCAAAAGUUUCAUGAUUUUGGAGUCUCUUUGAUUGAUGGAGAGUGUUUGUGAAGAUAAUACAAUGGGAUCCCCACAUGAUGGGAAAGAUAUGAUCUUUGUAGCACUUGGGAAUGUUAUGGAGGAAAACACAUCUACUUUGCUUUGGGCACUGAAACACUUUCGGAGGAAGAACUUGUGCAUUCUUCAUGUUCACCAGCCAGCUCAAGAGAUCCGUGUCUUGGGUGCAAAAGUUAGAGUAGGGGAACUAGAUGAGCAUCAAGUCAGGGCACACAGAGAAAAGGAAAAGAAAGAAAUGGAUGCUGUUCUAAAUGAUUACCUUGACAUUUGUCUCUAUGCUGGGGUACGUGCGGAGACAGUAAACAUUGAAAUGGAAAAUAUUGAAAGAGGGAUUGUAAAGCUCAUUGCUCACCAUGGGAUUAUAAAACUAGUCAUGGGUGCAGCAUCAGACAAGCAUUAUUCAAAGAGAAUGGAAAAGCUUCAGUCCGAGAAAGCAAUCUUUGUCCACGAUAACGCCCCAAUUUCCUGCCAUAUAUGGUUUGUUUGCAAGGGGCGUCUUAUUGUCACAAGGGAAGGUGUUUCAGAGAAUUCUACCAUACAGGCUCGAUCAUCCCUGGAUACACACCUUUCUAAAUCAUUCAGCCAUGGUGGUGGGAGGCCUAGAAGUCCUGUUCAAAACCCAUUCCGACGAGCUAUAUCUUCCAAAAGUGACAUUACUACUACUGAAGGAAUCAAACCAUCUUCCCAGGCAUCAAAAGUUCUUACAAAAUCACAGCGCAGCCAAAGUAGUUCAGACUGUUCAUCACCACUUUCAAUUGACAGUUCAAGGGGAAUUUUAAGGGAUGAGAUGAAUGAUGACGAGACAGUGGCAUCUUCACGUUGUGAAUCUAUCGAUGAGAUGGAGCUUUUACUGCGGGACCAAGUCAUAGAAGAACUCUGGAUUGCCAAAGACCAGAGGGUAAAGGUGGAGAGCCAAAUUGCUAAUUUAGAUCGAAUGGAGACAGAGUUGGUUGAGAUGAAGGUCUUGUCUGCUGCUCAACAGUUGGUAGCUAUCCAAAAAGAAGUAGAUGAAUUACAGCUAAGGAAAAUAAGAGAGGAAGAGUUUUCCCCUAAGUUCUUCUCGGUAUUCUCUGCCUUAGAUAUUGAGUCAGCCACUCUGAGCUUCAGCCCAUCAAUGAAGAUUGGAGAAGGGACAUUUGGGAAUGUCUACAAAGGACUCCUUCGUAAAACCCUUAUGGCUAUAAAGAGGUUUCACUUUCAUAGUUUGGAAGGGCAAAGCAGCUCAGAUUUCCAGCAGGAGGUGGAUGUAUUGAGCAAGGUAAGGCAUCCAAACCUUGUGACUCUCAUUGGAGCCUGCCCUGAAGCCUCUUCACUUAUCUUUGAAUACCUCCCUAAUGGUAGCCUUGAGGACCGACUCACCUGUAAGGAUGGCACUCCCCCUCUCUCAUGGAAAACUCGAAUUCGUAUAGCCCAGGAUAUCUGUUCAGCCCUCAUCUUCCUUCACUCCAAUAAACCUGACGCCAUAGUUCACGGAGAUCUCAAACCAUCCAACAUCCUUCUGGAUGUAAAUUUUGUAAGCAAACUUGUUGAUUUUGGUAUUGCUAGCUUUAUCUCUCGUGACGAUGACUCAAAUAACACAACCACAAUGUGCUGCACAGCUGACCCAAAGGGAACAUUAGCCUAUAUAGACCUCGAGUUCUUAACAACUGGAGAGCUAACACCAAAGGUGGAUGUGUAUUCAUUUGGAGUAGUAGUUUUACAGCUUUUGACUGGGAGACCAGCCAUGUGGUUAGCAAAGAAAGUGCAAUUAGCAAUGGAUGAGGGAACUUUGAAUGCCAUGUUAGAUGCAUUAGCAGGUGAUUGGCCUUUGGUUCAGGCAAAGCAGCUGGCUCAAAUGGCAUUGAGGUGCUAUGAGAUAAACAGAAAGAAUCGGCCAAACCUUGAGUUAGAGGUGUGGAAGCUGCUAAGCUUAUUAGAGAUUCAAAUUUAA
Messenger RNA from Macadamia integrifolia, 2107 nucleotides. RefSeq names its product U-box domain-containing protein 33-like. The transcript is spliced from 8 exons. The record is from RefSeq and is a predicted model, not a curated record. Bases 155 to 2107 code for a protein of 650 amino acids. Gene Ontology annotation, biological process: protein phosphorylation. Lineage: Eukaryota; Viridiplantae; Streptophyta; Magnoliopsida; Proteales; Proteaceae. Gene Ontology annotation, molecular function: ATP binding; protein kinase activity.